AAGUAAACGUAAAACAAAAAAGAAGCGACAAAAAUGGCUCUAAGUUCAGCUAGAAAUAUUGUAAAAAAUCAAGUUACAUUAGGACUAAUCAAGCAACAAGGCAAUGCCUUAAGAACGUUUUCACUUGGAGUUCAUAAUAAUCAGAAGAAAUCUUUGGCCCCCAAAAAUGGUCAGAAUAUAGUAUUAGUAGAUGGAGUAAGAACCCCCUUUUUGUUAUCUGGAACUGAUUAUGCAAAACUUAUGCCACAUGAACUGGCUAAACAGGCUCUAAGUGGCAUUCUUAAGAAGACUGGUGUUCCAAAGGAAAUUAUUGAUUAUGUUAUUUAUGGUACUGUUAUGCAAGAAGUCAGAACCUCCAAUAUUGCUAGGGAAGCUGCUCUGGCUGCUGGAUAUAGCGACAAAACUCCUGCUCAUACUGUCACAAUGGCUUGCAUUUCAUCAAAUGUUGCCAUGACAACAGCUAUUGGUCUUAUUAACAGCGGCAUUUACGAGACAAUAGUAUGUGGUGGAGUAGAAUUUAUGUCAGAUAUUCCUAUUAGACACAGCAGAAAAAUGAGAAACUUACUACUAAAAGCAAACAAAGCGAAAAACCUGCAACAAAGACUGUCUUUAUUGGCUUCGAUCAGACCUGAUUACUUUGUACCAGAUCUUCCAUCAAUCGCCGAAUUUUCUUCAGGAGAGACUAUGGGUCAUUCAGCUGACAGGCUAGCUGCUGCCUUUGGAGCAAAUCGCAAGGAGCAAGACGAGUUUGCCUUAAGGUCACAUACCAAAGCUCAAGAAGCAGCCGAUAAAGGUUUCUUAACCGAUAUAGUGCCAUUCCAAGUACCAGGAGUAGCAAAGCAAGUCGAAAAAGAUAAUGGUAUCCGUGUAUCAAGUCCCGAAAAAUUAGCGUCCCUGAAACCAGCUUUUAUUAAACCUCACGGAACAGUCACUGCAGCAAAUGCUUCAUUUCUGACUGAUGGUGCUUCUGCUUGCCUCAUUACUACAGAAGCUAAGUGCAAGCAACUGGGACUCAAACCGAAAGCGUACCUCAGAAACUUCAUUUACGUAUCCCAAGAUCCUAUCGAUCAACUUCUUCUUGGACCUGCGUACGGAACUCCUCAAGUAUUAGAAAGAGCUGGUCUCACACCCAAGGAGAUUGAUGUUUGGGAAUUCCAUGAAGCCUUUGCAGGUCAAAUUUUGGCGAACCUAAAAGCACUUGACAGUGACUGGUUCGCUCAGAAGUACAUGAACAGACAGACUAAAGUUGGAGCUCCCGAUCUCAACAAGUUCAAUACCUGGGGAGGAUCACUUUCAAUUGGACAUCCAUUUGCUGCUACAGGUGUAAGAUUGGCUAUGCACACAGCUAAUAGAUUAGUUAGAGAAGAUGGCCAAUUUGGAUUGGUUGCUGCAUGUGCUGCUGGAGGUCAAGGAGUAGCCAUGAUUUUGGAGAGACAUCCUGAUGCUACCCCCAAUUAGUAUGGAAGCUGCAAUGACAAACCUUAUUAACUAAUUAUAUUAAGAAAGGUCGCCAAUAUUUUUAUACACUUCUAAGUUUUAAUCAAUAUAGUAUACUUUUUGUAAAAAUUACAUACAUAAUUAUAUAUUAAGUAUCAAAUAUUCAUUACUGUAAAAUAUGGCUAUUUUAGUCACUUGUUUAUUUUAUUAUUUAUAAAAAAAAGUUGUC
This is a messenger RNA of Diabrotica balteata, 1666 nucleotides long. The record is from the annotation of a GenBank genome assembly. Lineage: Eukaryota; Metazoa; Arthropoda; Insecta; Coleoptera; Chrysomelidae.